AAACAGUACUGAAACACUAUGGCAGAUCAAGAAACCACAGAAAACCCUACUGCCACACGAAUCAAACAAUCAAUUUCAGUUCCUUUUCUCUGGGAAGAAAAGCCAGGAACACCGAAACCAGGAUGGAAGCGCGUUAAUCCUAUCAUGCAACUGCCUGUUAAACUGAUUGCUUCAAUUCCGUUUACAUGGGAAGAAAAACCAGGAACACCACUACUUACUCCUUUUUCCCACACCAAGAUUACCAUGCCUUCUUCUUCACCACGUCUGCACCACCACAGCAGAAACAACCCGUUUUGCGAUUCGGAUUCUGAUCUUGAACAUCAGGAACUUCAUGUUUCAGAACCUGAGAUGGGAGUCAUUUACUCAUCACCAAAACACCAUAAAAACAAUCCGUUUUGCGAUUCUUCUGAUGACGAGCUUGAGCAUGGUGAAAUGGCAGAAUCGAAAUCCGAUAACAUCAGUGGCUACCUUCAAGCCCCUUCAUCGCCAGCUUGGGAAACCGAGAGUAUGGCAAGCAGCUGUGAGACUGGUACAACAACGCUAGCUGGAUCAUCGUUCUUGGAAUGCAUGUUUCCGCUUUUGACCCCGAAAGCUGGUUUCUUUGAAACCGUUGGUGGUUCAGUAAAUAGGGCUCCACCAACGAAUUCUUGUACUCAGAUCGUUAGCUAUGCCGCAGAGAGUAAGCCAUUGACACUUGGUGAGCUGAUUAUGAUGAGCCGAAGAAGAACUUAUCUCCAGAAAGUUGUCGAAUCACAUCAAAGCAAUCAUUCAACGGAAUUGAUGAUGAGAAAUGGAUUUGGAUGUUGCAUUGACGUUGGAGGACUGCAGAAAUUGAAGAGGCAGCUGCAGCUAAAACUGAUAUAGGACUUCUAUUGAAUCACUUCGUUGGUCUACAUCCAACGUAAUUAGUGGAGGGAGUGGUGAAAGAUGGGUUGCGGGAUGCCAUUGCC
Lactuca saligna is the source of this 950-nucleotide messenger RNA. The record is from the annotation of a GenBank genome assembly. Lineage: Eukaryota; Viridiplantae; Streptophyta; Magnoliopsida; Asterales; Asteraceae.